UGCGCCUGCGCGCCGAGAGGGCGGGGCGGGGGCUGAGUCACCGCGGCCGGCAAAGGUAGCGGCAGCAGCAGCAGGCAGGGCCGCCAGAGCACCCGCCGGCGGUGGCAUGAGGCAUCGGCCAGCGGCGGCGACGACGACGGGCCAGUCCCUGCUGCGACACUGAGCGGUGGCAGCGGCGGCGGCUCCUCCUCGGCCCAGCAGCCCGCCCGGCUCCCCGCGCGCCUCCUCCUCCUCCGCCGCCCGCCGGCACCAUGAUGGAAGAGAUCGACCGCUUCCAAGUGCCCGCCGUGCGAGCCGAGAUGCAGCCCCUGGAUCCAACGGCGGCCUCUAUCUCUGACAGAGACUGUGAUACAAGAGAGGGAGAGACGGUAGCUAUGAAUUACAAACCAUCCCCACUACAAGUGAAACUAGAGAAACAGAGAGAGUUGGCUCGUAAAGGGUCUCUGAAAAAUGGCACCAUGGGCAGCCCAGUUAACCAGCAGCCCAAGAAGAACAAUGUGAUGGCGCGAACAAGACUGGUGGUUCCAAAUAAAGGCUAUUCGUCAUUAGAUCAGAGUCCUGAUGAAAAGCCACUGGUAGCACUGGACACAGACAGUGAUGAUGACUUUGACAUGUCCAGAUACUCCUCUUCAGGAUAUUCCUCAGCUGAGCAGAUCAACCAAGACUUGAACAUCCAGCUGCUCAAAGAUGGGUAUCGGCUAGACGAGAUCCCGGACGACGAGGACCUUGACCUCAUUCCCCCCAAGUCGGUCAACCCCACCUGCAUGUGCUGCCAAGCCACCUCCUCCACUGCCUGCCACAUCCAGUAAGGAGGGAAGCCUGGCAAGGGGCGAUUGUGCUUUCCACUCUAACUGUAAAACUUAACAGCCAUUGCUUCCUCCUAUGGUAGGACAUGCACCUCUUUGUCUUCACGGAGCCAGGAGAAACCAAAAAACAAUAAUUCAUUUUAUGGCCCUCUUCUCAUGUUUUAUUUUAAAACUACAGCAAGGAAACCAUGAGAUGGCAGCUGUGGGCCCUUGGUCUGGAAAAAGCCACUGGAUCUCCCUUGACUUGGGCACAACUUGUAAAAUUCCUAGGCAGGUUUUGAGCAGAACUGGAUGAAGCUGCUGCAGUUAGCCCGGCCUGUCACACUGGAGCUGCAGGAAAUGCUAAGGUCUGUGACUAGAGGCGGGGAUAUAGGGGCGGAAUUCAGUUUGGAGAACCAGUUGCUUCUGGGAUGGCAUGGACUCACCCUGAGCAGGGAGGUGGGAGCAGGAAUGAAGUACAGCAGCUUGCAGAAGGUCUAGUUUGGCUCAGAUGAAUUUAUAUGAAAACCAGGUAUAAGCAACACGAAGGUGAGGGGAAAGUGGCAUUUACAGCAUCCUGCCAAAUAAGCCACACUGAGCAUAAAAUAAUGCAGUGCACAGUCAAAUAGAACAACGUAUCCAAAAGUCCAGCCCAGCCUCUUUGUUCGGCUUUCAGUUUGUGCCCCAGAACCUUGUCUAAGAAAGAAAGCAGUCACAGAUGACGGCUGGGAUUGCAAGGACAUCUAAAGGACAGUUCCCAUGAAUGGGAGUUGAGGAGAAGCAGUUGCAUGGCUCUUGCAGAAGCAACAGGUCUGUGCUUCUGACCCUUUGGUGCCCCCAGAAGAGGGGAGACUGCAGUGGGCUGAACACCACUGCCUGCAUUAGCUGAAGAAGAGACUCUGGCACUCCAGGCAGCACAAGACCUUUUUGGCCCAGCUCCUCGCCUGCCGCAGCCUUGGCUUGCUCAGGGCUUAUCCCAGAGGCUAUCGGGACAGCAGUGUUUGCCCAGAAGCCUCCCCACAUUCAAGAAGGGGGAUCUGAGAAGCUGGCUCUUGACAUCAAGAAGCCCAAACACAUUAGCAGAAGGGUUUUAUUUUUAGCUGUUGAGCGCUCAGGAGCAGCCCCGGGGCUUCUGCAUGUCCCCAAUGCAGAAGCUACUUUUCUGUACCAGAAAAGGCUUUGCCUUUGAGGGAAAGUACCCAUGCUGCUCUUCCGCUUAACAAAGUGCCUGUUUUACUCUCUGACCCCCAUUAGCAUGCCACAGACAAUAACAGACGUAUCUGAGGGGGAAGUGGUACCCAUCAGCUGCCAGCUAGUAAACAUGGUGGUGCUUGCUGUAGCCUCCUCCAAACCUCUCUAGGACCACAGCUUACCAGCCGUAGUGGAGCAAUUAACCGUACUUGGCUGCUGCCCCCUCAUAUUUUUCUUGCGAACUCGGGCUGUGCCAGUCCUUGUCAUAAAGUGGGUGAGUUCUUCAGACAACAAUGACUUGGUAAUAUCCUCCUCUAGAGGGGUCUACCUGGCCAAGCUUCAGAUAUGCCAUUAACGGAAGUGUCCUGCCAUGUUUCUGUCAUUGCCAAGUUUCCUGCUGUGUGUAAGGUCGUCCCCUCUGGGGAAUGCUGUGCUUGUGAAUUGUCACACAUCGAUUAGUCUCCCUCCGUUUAUGAGCACAAAAAGCAGACUGUGGUCUCCCGUCCAGGUGUAAGACAGUGUUGUGGCCUGUGGAGUCCGUUUCUCCCACGCAGGUCAGCCUUGCUUUCUUGUGUAGUGGUCCCUGGGUUUUGUAUCCCAGCAUUGGAUGGGAGGACCUCCAUUGUUCCAGAUGAGCUGAAACUGUGCUUUUCUGCGGUGGGAAACAGGAUUGCCAAAUCAGUGUAUCUGAGAGAAGUGACAAUGGGCCUUGCCUGGCUGCUCUGUUCAGUUCAUCCAGGUGCUGGGGAAGGCACCACAGGGACAGCACCAAGGCCCAGGCAGGCAGUAGCCUGCCAAAAUGAGCUCUAGGUGAUGGACAGAAUCCUAGCAAAGACUAAACCUUUCACUUAACAAACUCUGAACAUGAAGUGAAAUUACCUUAUCAGGAAUAAAACCUAGGCCUUGGGUGAUUGACUUGGGAACAGCAUUCGAAUCCCUUUCGAGAGCUUCUGCCUAGAGAUUAACGGAUCCAUUUUGAGUUGCAUAUACUGCUUCUUUAAGUCAACCCUUAGACAGUCUUGGGCUUGGGCUUUUGCUUUGCUUUGUGGGCCUUAGGGUAUUUCUAGUGAACCCAGUUGUGUAUUAUCUUGCACCAGCCUUUGGGAUUGUGAAAGUACCAUGCUUUGAAGUAAACCAUUUUUCAUAUCUGCUCAUAGAAGAGAUGAGGUUCUAAAUAUUGCACACCUCCAUGCUUACCUGUAAGCUCUCCUAUCUGUCUGUGCUUUCCACAAACUUGGGUAAAACUGCAGGUUUUGCUUCUCUCCUUGUUCUCCAAAGUCCUUGAUGGUGGCACAACAUUCAUGAAAUCAGUGCCGAGACAUAAAAUGGAAAAAGUCUUUUGGCUUCUCCUUGCUCCUAGGCUUCAUGUCUGUCUGUUUUCUGAGGAGGGGAUGGAUACGAGAUUGGGGGAGUGGGGUGGAGGAGAGUGAGUAAUGCGACCUUAUCACCAGGAAAGCGGAAUGUAUUCGUGGAGCCCUACGUGACUGCCACAGGAAGCCUCCCAACCACUCUGCUACACUUCCAUUUCUGAGGGCCGUUCCCCACCUCGCAUGGAGGCAGACUGCAGUGUGCCCCAGUCCAUACCGUCAAGAGGAAGGUGGAGCCAGUCACUGCUCCCUUAGCAGUGUACUUGUGUGAUGCAUGGGAUUGCUUGGGCUCCCACUUUCCAUUUUUUAGGUGUACACAUAUCAUCUUUGGUGCAUGCCUAAAAAAUGUAACGUGCGAACUGGCUGGCCUUUGUAGAGAACAUGAAACUGGAGCUUAGAUCCCGUUCAGGAAGACGUCUGAGAGAGAUGGUUCAGGGGACCUUAGCCUCGUUUUCCUUCCUAGAGCUUCACAUGUCGGUCUUGGUGCUGAGCACUUACCUUUUAGUUUUCACAUCUUGCGGGUGGGGGCGGGGGACCCACACCCCGAGGUUGUGAGGAUGUGCUUGGCAACUCCGUGGCACAAGAAAGAAAGAGGAGGGAAGGGGAAUAUUCUUGGAGGUUUUGAAUGCCUGGAGAAAACCUGAAGCAACUAGAACUCCUCACCCCAAACAGUUCUGUUGGGCAGAGAGCAGCUUGUGCCAAGGAGCUCAUGAUGGCAUCACACAGUGGGAGGGAAGAGCCUGUUCCUCGCCCAUGGCCAGCAUGUCCAUGCAAAUUCCUGCUAGCUUUUAAAUGCCACAAAAGUACGUUAACCUGUAAGCCCACGUUGGUUUCUCUGUCUUGAUGGAUGGCAAGCAUCCACUUUCAUAUUAAUGAGCUUAGAUCGCUGGCUUUUCUGCUCCUGACACACUGCUUGGGUGAAAAUUAGGAAACGUAGCAGCCCCCAGCUUGCUUUCAACAAAAUCCCUUUUCUUAGUCAUCUCAUUCCCUUCUUCCUCCAGGCAGGUUCAGAAGAAUGGAAGCCAACGCUCACCUUAGCCCAGCCCUCAUCAUUGGGUGCACUUUCCCCUCUUCACCGUCUAAAGUCCCCGCCUUUGCUGCUGGGGGAAGUGCUGAGCCUUCCUGCUGCAUAAUGUUGACGGGCCACAGUUUGCAUGCAGUGGAGCUGUGGGCCCUCCUGCUAAGCAUUUAGUCCUCGUUUGUCCUUUUGUCUGGCCUGUGGGUUCAGAAGAGAUACUGCUAGCCUCGUCUGCUGUGUUGGCAGGGGCACUGCUAAUCCACAAAGCCCAGGCUCUGUUGCAGCCAGUUUUCCAUUUUCCCAAAAGGGCAUCUGCCUCCAUGGGAUGAAGUGAGCGGUGUUUCUUGGCCCCUGCCUUUACUUGGACCUUAAGGAAAACCAGAGUGUCUUUCUAUGUAAAUGGAGAGCAGGGGAGAGGGAAAGCGGUUGGUCCCCUACUUCCACAAUUAAGAGGCCAGUGAGAACAAGUUUUGUCUUUUAGUUUUUAAAAAGAAACUAAGUUAGUCAUUUCUAUCUUUUUUUUUUUUAGCAGCCCAACCCCAGGGAGACCAACAGCCAGGCUCUCCUUCCUCCCAGCCCUCCCCCACCAGCGUUGAUUCAGUGGCGAAUGCCUUCGGCUGCCAUACAAAGGCACACAGAGGGGAGGCAGCCCCCCGGCAGCUUGCUGGGCAGCACUGUCUUCCAUGCCGCUCUUUACCAGCUGGCACCAAAAGGGAGGGACACCCUGGCAGCAGCUUCUGUCUCAUGCUGGCUCCUGCUGGGGAAGUGGAGGUGUCCAUUUUCCCAGCAGCACAACGGCUUGUGCACCCAGAGUGAAAAGAGGGCAAGGAAAACCCACAGAUCAGGGAAGGAGCUGAACAGAAUCAUUGUCAAAUUAGCAGGAUCUGGGGAUAGCCAGCAUGAGAGGAUCCUCUGUAUGGAAAUGCCUGCCAUUUCCUCCCUCCCGGGCACAUGACAAACUCUGGCAAGCUAGUCUUUUUCUCUUGGACUUCAGUCUUCUUUCCUGAGCUCUUAUGGGGUGUUUCUUCAUGCCUCGCAAAACUGUGGCUACUUCUGAUGGAGAUCAAAGUAUGCCUUGCUGCAUGUUAACUCUUGGGCUUGGUGUUUCAGACCUCUCCUCCUUUUUGCUUCCCCGCCCCCCACUCUGUUUCUGAGCUCUAAUGGCUUUCAGUAGUGUAUAGACUAUUGAAGGAGGCUUGUCAUUUUCAGCAUGAGAUUCUUGCAAUAGAUACAAAACCUACCAUUCCCUCUGGCUUUGCUGAUUUGGUUUACAGAAUUGAAGAACUGGUACCUUCCAUUUUCAGUUUCCUUUGAACAUGCAACAAGACUGGAAAACCAUGUCCAGGUAGCUCCAUUACACUCAGCGCCUAACUUAGUAGAUGCUCUCCCUUUCUCCUGUGAGUUUGCUUUGUAUUUGGAAUUGCAGGUAGACAUCUCUCAAUUGGAAGCCCUUUACUCUCUUCACUUGUCUUGUGCAAAAAGGCUCUCACCUCUGUGGCAGAGCUGGCCAUGGCAGCUUAGAUGUGUCCAUCAGGAUUGAAUUUGGUCAUCAGAUCAUAGCCCUGACUUCUUGCGUUCUGGAAUCUGUAGCCUUUCACUGAGCCAUUUUUGCAGGUGGGAAGGUCACAGUCCAAAUUCUGUCGUUCUCUGUCAACAUCAGUUUUCAUCAGUUCUUUCCAACCAAAGUGUGGAAUUUGGAAAAUAACAGAAAGCUAUUUGGUGCUGGAAAAUACUUUGCAUCUGUGGGAGAGAGGUGGCAGUGUUGGUGUUUCCAAAGAUAUCUUUAAGGGAAGAUGGAGUUUCAGUUUUACAUCUUACUUGUAAGAUGUAAAUGCUUGGUUAUGCUGAUAGAUGCUUGGCUAUGAUGCAGCUGUUUCCAUAGUGACAAAUUAUGAUCUAAGAGGUAGCCUGACAUCAAGGGAAACGAAGAUUAUGGUGCAGCUCAUUAAAAUUCAUACUGGAAACUGGCACAAAGGCCCAGACGGGGUGGCGCACUCUGAGAGAAAUCCCAUGAGCUUGGCCUCAGACAGGUCUGUCUUGUCCUUGUUACUGUGAAUUUUCCAUCUUUAAAGAGUCUGCAACUGCUGUAGCUCAACCUCUGGGCUUCAUCAGAGCUUUUGUGUCUGUCUUUGGCUCCUCGUGGAAGAGCACGGAGGUUGACUGUCAGUCUGUCGCUCACCUUUUAAUUUCAGAGUUCCCGCUCUUGCCCCAACCCUAGGACCUGGCCAAAGUGACUUGGUGGGGACUGCUGUGCCCCCAUGCUCCCUGCUUCAAAGCAGAUCAGGACUGCACAUCCCCCAAACAGCAGACAAAACACAAAUGCACACAUUGAGACAGGGGGAGCCUUGAGGACUCAAGGGAGAAGAUUGCACUUGCUCCCACACAAGUGGAGAGCCACCAAGGAGACCCAGUACUUGGAUAUGAGAGCAAAGAUGUCUGCGAAACAACUCGAAAAGAGAGCACUUUUUCUUCGUCCCUUGUGAUUGUACUGACAGCCAUUUAGGUUCUGUACAGAUUUAGCUUGGUUGUGCCAAAUUGGAGCUCAUGUGGUUAUGACAGAAAACAGCAUCUUCAACUGCAGUGUUGGAGAAUUCUGCCUAAGCCUUUGGAAGGACUGGGUGUGUUCUCUGAAUGCCCUCCCAAACUCACUCCUAGGGACAUGUUGAAUCUGUGCUAAGCCCCUCUUGCUGUAUGGCCUUGGCCCAAAUGUGACCUGCCCUGGGAAUAUUUGAUCUGGGGCAUGGGAUGGUGGCUUGUCUUAGCUGAUCUUUGUCAUAAUGAGACUUCCUUGGCUUGUAUGUAAUACAUUGACAGUGCUGGCCUCUCUCUGUUCCAGGCUGUUUCCUUCUCCCUUAAGGUUGUGCUUUUCUUCCUGUGUCGUUCUGUUCUCCCCCUUGUUGAAAGGCUUACUGCUAUGGCAACGUCCUUUUCGCAGAAGGAGGGAGCUCGCAUCCGUUUGCCAAGCAGAGCAGACCCAGCCUGGCAUGUGGAGGGAGAAGCCACAGUCUCUGCUCCCCUUCUCACAGGGCCCUGCUGUACCCUGGAGCAAGCGCUGAGACGUGACGGCUGAAUACUGUGUAGAUAUUUGCUAAGCAGGGAGGCCGUUUGUCUGAACAGUCUCUCCCUGUGGCUUUAUGCACAGCAUUAGCAGCUGUCAGCUCUGAGCUGCAUAUCUGAGAAUUCUCUUGAACAGCCCUCCCCCUGCUUCUAGCAAAAUGCUGAGCAAACUGGUUUUCUCUUGUUGUCGUCAUGCCACACUAGGCUAGCGGGAUCUGACACCCUUCCCUUUUCAGGGUAUAUUCAGCCAGAUUUGGAUGCUAGGAUUAGGGCCUUCUGUAGAGCAGUACAGGUUGGGGUCUUUUGUUCCAAAGGGAGCAGUUGAUGCCACAAUCCACAAAGUUUCAAUCCGGUUUGGGCCCAUGUGGAAAAGCUGGCCUCCUGCUGUUAUUGCCCACAGGAGAAGUGGCUUAGAAGGAAGCUGUGGGUGCUCUUGCACGUUUCACUGCUGUUCCCCUCCUUUCCUCGCGGGAAUAGUCUCUCCUCGGCAAGGCAGGACCCCUCGGAUUCUCUUUGACGUUUGAAGCUGCUCUGAAAAGCAGGAGCCAUCUCGCAUGUGGUGGUGUCCUGUGUGCAGAUCUAUGUUGUACAUAGGGAAGAUCAGGGUAGUGGUUAGGGCAGGGGUGGGGGGUGGGGGGGAAAUAUGGGCAACUGUGUCACAGCUCUACAGCUUCCCAACCACUUUUAACCACAAGUGUACGGAGGAUUAGAGGAGGAGUGGGCCAGUGGGGGGGGGGGCGGGGGCGAUGGUCCAAACAGCAGCAAGAGCAGUAAAGGUGUACUCUUAGUUGUUGCCGAUAAACCUUGGUAUCGUGUCCAGUGGUUAGUUCUAGAAUCGCAAGGCUUGUUAAAUCGCACACCUCCAUUAUUCACACCUUGAUUUUCAGAGUUAAUGCCCUCUCCCCACUCCCCAGAGCUAGCAGUGCAAGGGCCUUGGGUCUUUUGCACUGAAAUACGCCCGCCCCCCUCGACACUGUCCUCUUCCCCCUCCGCCACUGCCCCCCUACCCGGCAAGCAGGGCCUGCCAAAACUCUUUGCCCUCUUCCCCAAGCAGCUGCUGCACACGCCCCAAGAGAGGAAGCCCCACAGGAGGGGGGGGCUCUGAGACAUCUCUGGGGCACAGCUAGCAGGUGGCGCGUUGCUCUGUGGCGUCUUCUAGGAGCAUGGCGGCCCAGGUGGUUGGUGCAGGCAGGCCGGUCCUGCUCCCAAGCUGUCUGGAGCAAAUGGAGCUGCAGGCAGCCGUGGUGUGGGCCGCAGCUGGUGGCGGUUGGCUCCCUUGCUCUCCCUCCCUGCCAUACUGUUGUGGGCUGGGGGUUUCUGGCAUCUGGCUGGUAGUCCUCUUCCCCUCCGUUUCUUAAAGGGGCGGUGCAGAAUUCUUUCCAAUGUCUUACCUUCUUUGCCCAUUGGCGCUAGGCACCUUAUUACCGACAGCAAAUUGGUGAGAUCUGCCCCCUCACCUUUUUCUUUUUAAUUUUUGCACACACUGCAGUGCACUUGGGGGAAGUGGAUCUUCCUGCCCACAGAAGUAGCUGGCAGGAAGCAGCUGCUAUUCCUUUUUCAUUUGUGCAGGGCUAGAGAAUCCCUCCCCCCCCCCCCGCUCCCGCUUGCACUAAGAAUCUCCAGCAGGACAUGCUCUGGAUGUGAAGUGGCAGAUGUUACCUGGUGUGUCUCACCUUUAUAUUCUCCUUCCUGGAAAAUGCGCUAGGGUUGGUUGUAUGUAAACUCCUUUGCAGAGUGAGUGGUAUCUUCAGGAGAAAUGAAUUGCCCAGCCAAUAGAUUUAGAGGAGAUACGUUCCCUUGUCUCUCCUUGCUCCCGGUCGGCAAGAUGUCUUAAAUGCCAGCUUUUUGGGAGCCUCACUUCUCAGUAUUGUAUCCUGUGGGGCAGAAAAGGGAACUGGCUGGGCAUGUGCUAAAAUGGGGGUGGCCAAACUGAAGCUCUUGGGUUGUUGGACUACAACUCCCAUCAUCCCUAGGCACAAUAAAUUGUAGCUGAGGAUGAUGGAAAUUGUGGUCCCAACACAGCUUUAGGUUGUCUACCCUUGUGAUCAUAUUAAAGAAGAAGCCCCAUGCCCUGGGAGAAAACAUGGCAUCUGCUUUCAUCUCAAGGCAGGUUUCAAAUUCCCAUCAGUGUCCCAACUCUUGUGUGUGUGGAACAGCCAAAUGGGAGGUGGUGUUCAGCUUGAACAGUGGCUUAACUGGAAUCUGUGUUGAGUUUUGAAGCUUGGCCCUGCUGCCAGGGGACCAUCUGGGACUCCUGCCGCUGCCCUUCUAAUCACACCACACGCAUGGAGUGAAGAGGGAGGGGAAGAUCCUCCUUGUUUUGCUUUGGGCCCACUCCUAGUAGGUCAGCCUCCAUCUUCUUGCAAACGUUGGUCUUAAUUUUUGCUUUCCUGAUCCAAACGAUGUAGCACACUCCUCCUUUUCCCAUCGUGUAGAAUACUGCCUUAAACAGAUCUGUUUGGUUGUCUUUGGUUUUCUUAAUUUACCAUCAACUUUAUGCAUUAAUUUAUUUUUAAAAUGUGGUUUUUGGAAGACAUGAAACAUGUAUAAUAUUUUUUUAACAUUUCCAUUGCAGUAUUUAUCAUUGUUACUGGUUGUGUGUAGUGUAACAGAAUUAAUAUUAAAAAGCAUACAUAUGAAA
Molecule: messenger RNA, 10059 nt
Organism: Hemicordylus capensis (graceful crag lizard)
Lineage: Eukaryota; Metazoa; Chordata; Lepidosauria; Squamata; Cordylidae
Gene: FAM219A
Product: family with sequence similarity 219 member A
Exons: 6
Coding region: 252-809 (185 amino acids)
Source: RefSeq, a predicted model, not a curated record